AUGGCAGACGCAGCGAAGCCCAAGAGGCGCCUCCCCUUCAAACCCACCGCUUUGCGACAAAAGUCCGACCCGAAGCCUGCGCCGCAGAAGAACGACGACGAAGAAGACGAUGACGACGAUGGACUUAGCCUGUUCAAACGCUCCGCCGAGUUUUUUCCCGUCGCAGUUGCUGAGCAAGAGCGGCGUAUGAAGCGGAAGCAGGCGGAGCGAGAGAAGAGCUCACAAGCGCGCUCGCCAGAGCGCGAGACGGAGCCUGCGCCGAGGGCCAGCGAGGAGCCUGGCAAGAACGACGUUGAAGAGGACACAAGGGAAAUCGGCACGCCGCCAUCAAAGCGCUCGCGAACCAGCGAUGAAACCCCGCAAUCGAGAACAAAGCAGUCGCCAUACGAGCGCCGUGAAGGCACAGAGACACCCUCGAAGCGCUUAACCCGCGCUGCCGCCUCGCGGACGCCUCGGAAGCAGCAGGUGAUACCUCACAAGCCCGUCAUCGCGAUCGAAGAUAGUGACGAAGACCUCGAUGACGUGGACGAUGUGGCGAGCGACGAUAUCUACGAAGCUUCACCCGUGCGCAAGACGCAACGCCGGAGACAGACUUCCGAGCCCGAGGUGUCGCCUCUCGUUAUUGACUCGGACGACCCUUUUGUAGAAGGAAUGGAUGAAGACAAAAAGUUACCAGUCGCAGUAGCGGUAGAGGAAGAAGAGGAAGACGACGAGUUUGAGGAAUACGUCCGACGCGCCAUGGAGCGUAAAAAGGCUCUCGAGCAGGACGAGAACCAGCUCGUCAACGUUUUCGUCACCUCGGAUAUACCAGGCACCAGAGAUCGGCAAUUCCGCUUCACACUUGUCAAGCCGCUCAAGGUGAUCCGCAUGAAGUGGAUUGAAGUUCAGCUGGAACGUAUUCAGAUGCCCCACUCGGCGCUGGAAAGCGUGUUCCUUACAUGGCGUGGCCACGAGUUGUAUGACACUACGACGUUGCAUAGUCUCGACCUGGAAGCCACGUUCCGCAAGAACGGCGGCGGCGACGGCGGAGGAGACUUGUCCGAGGGCUUCAAAGACGACGACUGGAAAAACGUCCAUCUGCAGAUGUGGACGCACGAGUUGUGGGAAGAACACGAAAGGCAAGAGGCGCGAAGGAGGCGACACGAUCUCGGAGACUACUCCGACGACGAAGGCGGAGAUCAGGGCGAUGGUGCGGAUGCCGUCGAGCCGGAGACGGAGCAGAAGAUCAAGGUUCUCCUCAAGACGAAGACGGACGAGCCGCUCAAGACUUCGGUGAGGCCGUCGACCACGAUCGGAACGCUUAUGGAGCUGUUUCGGAAAAUGCGCGGAUUGGCCGCGGACGCGCCCAUCACCCUCAUGUUUGACGGCGACGAGCUCGAGGAGGAGAUGACGGUUGAGGAGGCUGAUAUUGGCGACAUGGAGACGAUUGAGGUCUACAUAAGAUGA
This is a messenger RNA of Colletotrichum phormii, 1446 nucleotides long. RefSeq names its product ubiquitin-2 like Rad60 SUMO-like-domain-containing protein. NCBI's taxonomy places the organism in Eukaryota, Fungi, Ascomycota, Sordariomycetes, Glomerellales, Glomerellaceae. The record is from RefSeq and is a predicted model, not a curated record. The transcript has 2 exons. The coding region runs from base 1 to 1446 and encodes 481 amino acids. Gene Ontology annotation, molecular function: protein binding.